UUAUAGGACACUAUGUGUAACUGCUGCUCUGUCAGCAGUUUCCUGUGGAGUUUUUCUGAUGCCAGUGUUUCCUUUAGGAAGGAGGGUUUAACUGAUCUGAUUUGCUUAACAGUUUGCCACAUAAUUGAAGUAAGGAAGUAAUGAGUUAGAAAUCAUAUAGCCUAGCAGUAUUUCUCACUCUUCAGUCCUCUCUUCAUGACAGUAGACGUGUUUCGCUCAGUGGAGCCCCAGUUAGAGACAGAUAUGAUACCUGCAGUGAUAUUGAUGAUCCUGUUCUGGAGCACAGAUCUCCAGGCUCAAAGCGUCAGUCCACCAGCUGAAUACUCAGUCAGACUGGUGAAUGGGACCACUUCCUGUUCUGGGACAGUGGAAGUCUUCUAUGAAGGAGAGUGGACAGGUCUAUGUACUAGGUGGUGGAGCAUGAUGAGAGAGAAUAAGGUUGUGUGUAGAGAGAUGGACUGUGGGAAUCCUGUAUCUGUAUCUAGAGGACCUCUGAUUGAAGAUGGAAGAGGAGGAGUCAGACUACAUAGAUGUAGUGGAGAUGAGUCUUCUAUUAGACAGUGUAACAUCAUAGAAGGACCUGGUUUCUGUGAUGGUGAAUAUUAUCGUCAUGUGACCUGUUCAGAGUCUGUGCGGCUUGUGGAUGGAGCUGGUCUCUGCUCUGGGAGAGUGGAGGUGAAGUCCAAUCAGUCCUGGGCCUCAGUGUGUGAAGCUGACUUUGACCGGCAGGAUGCAGAGGUAGUCUGUAGGGAUGUUGGCUGUGGGGCUCCUGCAGCUCUACAGGGGGGGCUCUAUGGAGAAGGUGAGGGUCAGACCUGGGAUAAAGAGUUCCAGUGUAAAGGUAAUGAGUCCCUUCUCCUGGACUGUGACACCUCAGACAGAGAGAACAACACCUGCCUACCUGGUAAUGCUGUUGGACUCACCUGCUCAGAGCCUGAUGAUGUGAGGCUGGUGGGAGGAGGCAGUCGCUGUGCUGGUGGAGUGGAGUGGUACGAUCAGGGAGAGUGGAGGAUUGUGGGAGCUGAGGACUGGGACCAGAGGGAUGUAGCUGCAGUAGUGUGUAGACAGCUGGGUUGUGUCUCCACUGUUUCAGUACCACCUGGAAACACCACUAGAGGGUUUAGAGUUUCCUGUUCUGGGUCUGAGUCUUCACUGAGGGGAUGUAGAAGAAUGUAUGAUCUCCGUCCUGGACUCACCGUGAUCUGCUCAGAUGACUCCCACCAAGGGAACUACAGAUGUGUUUAUGACAAUUAUGUUUUCUCUCAUAACUUCUCCUCUGAGAGUGAGCUCCUCUCCCUCACCAUCACAGCCUCUCCUCUGCCAGCGUUCAUCAUCAGACACGUUGUAGUG
Molecule: messenger RNA, 1350 nt
Organism: Oncorhynchus kisutch (coho salmon)
Lineage: Eukaryota; Metazoa; Chordata; Actinopteri; Salmoniformes; Salmonidae
Product: scavenger receptor cysteine-rich type 1 protein M130-like
Exons: 7
Cellular component (GO): membrane
Source: RefSeq, a predicted model, not a curated record